Cyprinodon tularosa is the source of this 2362-nucleotide messenger RNA. RefSeq names its product DDB1 and CUL4 associated factor 12 (gene dcaf12). The record is from RefSeq and is a predicted model, not a curated record. Lineage: Eukaryota; Metazoa; Chordata; Actinopteri; Cyprinodontiformes; Cyprinodontidae. Bases 328 to 1776 code for a protein of 482 amino acids. Gene Ontology annotation, cellular component: Cul4-RING E3 ubiquitin ligase complex. Gene Ontology annotation, molecular function: protein binding. The transcript has 9 exons.
UUGAUGUUGAAUUUGUGUGCGGCUGCGCAAUACCCAACGCUUGCCAUUGCCGUUGACACCGUUUGGCAGGAAUAACCGAUACAAAGCAGAAACGGGAUCAUUUCUACGGACGCUGGGUGAUAUUGUUCAGGAGGCGGAGCUGCAUAUUUAUCAUAAUCUUUACCGUAAAAGCUCUGACAGAAUUGACCCUUAUGUGAUCGCCUUACCUCAUCGUUGGGCACAGCCAGCGAGGGCCGAGGAACAAAAUAGAAUAUCGCCAUUGAAUGACCCAGUACCCAGUGUUUCUUUUACCCUCCAUGUGGGUGAAGGAACUGUGUGUGUCAGAUUAUGGCGAGAAAAACAGUUAGCAGGAAAAGGAAGGCAGGAGAGCCGAAGGACCAACAACAGCUGGGUUGGUGUCAAGCGCCACAAAAGCGGAUCCGUAUUUCUUGUUCAUCGCGGCAUGCCCAGGAGUGGGAGUGCAGCCAGCGCUCUGUCGUGUGUGCCCUCCGUGGACGGGAGUUCAGACCCCAGCAGCAGCAUGAGCUUCAGCUUCAGCGGAGCCUGCGGGGCUUCGCUGCAGGCAAGCUCCCUGGAAUCCUCAAGGAGAAGGAGUUUUCUCUGGGACGACUAAACAAGGUGUUCGCAUCACAGUGGCUCAAUCAUAGGCAGGUGGUGUGUGGAACCAAGUGCAACACGCUGUUUGUCGUGGAUGUCCUGACAGGACAAAUAACACGCAUUCCUAUGCUGAAGGACAGGGAGUGUCGUGAUGCAGGCCCUGGGAUGGUAGGCCCUAUGACGACGGGACGCCGCUAUUUCCCAACAGGGGGCUCUCAUGACCGGCUGGACCAGCAAAGUUGUGGCAUACAUGCAAUUGAACUCAAUCCCUCAAAAACUCUGCUUGCCACUGGAGGAGAUAACCCCAAUAGCUUAGCUAUCUACCAGCUGCCAACACUGGACCCUGUGUGUGUUGGAGAUGAUGGCCACAAUGACUGGAUUUUCUCCAUAGCAUGGAUCAGUGACUCCAUGGCUGUCUCUGGGUCAAGAGAUGGCUCCAUGGGCCUGUGGGAGAUCACAGAGAAGGUUAUCAAUCAAUCCAAGAGUCCGGGGGACGACACAGUGCCCUCUUAUGUCCACAUCUCCCACCGUGCCCUGAAGGACAUUCCCAAGGAGUAUACCAACCCAUAUAACUGCAAAGUUCGAGCUCUGGCCUUCAACAACAGUCACAAAGAGCUGGGUGCCGUGUCCUUGGAUGGUUAUUUUCAUCUCUGGAAAGCAGAGCAUAACUUGUGCAAGAUACUGUCCACCAAGCUGCCUCACUGCAAAGAGAAUGUGUGCUUAGCAUAUGGGCAGGACUGGUCCGUGUACGCCGUGGGCUCUCAGGCCCAUGUUUCCUUUCUGGAUCCACGCCAGCCUACGCACAACAUCAAGUCUGUUAGUUCUAGAGAGAGAGGAAGUGGAAUCCGAUCUGUGAGUUUCUAUGAGCACAUUGUGACUGUGGGUACUGGCCAGGGUUCUCUUCUCUUCUACGACAUCCGGGCUCAUAGGUUCCUAGAAAACCCUUUUAAUCCAUCCAGCGGAUAUCGGAAGUGUCCCACAGAUGGCAUUCUUAAACUAACCACAGGGAAAGGCUGGCUGAAUCACGAUGAAACAUGGAGGAGUUACUUCUCUGACAUUAAUUCCUUCCCCAACGCUGUGUACACCCACUGUUACGACGACUCUGGUACCAAGCUGUUCGUAGCAGGUGGGCCGCUCUGCUCUGGCCUGCAUGGAAACUACGCAGGACUUUGGAGCUAGCCUCUUCCUCCUCCUCAUUCGCCUCCUUCACCACAUUCUAAUAUGUGACAGAAGUCUCUUCAUUGUCCUCCCUCCACGAGUUCAUUCGUAUUAUUUUCACUAUCCAUGUUCAUCAGAUGAUCUGUUUUUCACAUUUGGACUCAGGAGCAUGGUGUUUCAUAAGUUAAUAUUGUUGCUGUGUAUAAUUGUUUCCACUUUUAUUUUGCUUAUCUUCCCUGUAAUGAUACCUUGUCACAUUUUAUCCCCCCUCCCUCCCUUUUUAUAUAUAUAUCUAUAUAUAGAUAUAUAUGUGGAUAGAUAUGUAUAUAGAAAUGUUAAAUUACCUAAUAAUUUAAAGAGCUACAAAGUCUGCCACUGAGAAACUCAGAUUUUGAAAAUAAAAGUAUUCAUUUUAACAUCGUUUAUACAUCUGCAUCCAACCUGCAGGGAUUACGCUGUGGUCUUUGGCUUGCUUAUUUUUUUACUCAAGGAUAGUAUUAAUUGCUGCUUUCUCUGAGUGACUUUGUAAAAAAAAAAAAAAAAAAAAGACAAGAAAAACACAAACAAAGAAAAGUAGAAUUCAUACAUCGUUUGUUUUUGUUUGUUA